AUCCUGGUACUUAGUUCCUUACUACCUUCAAGAUCGACGGCGAACCACCAACUUUUGACUCUCUCUUUCAUUCUGGUUUUUUUUCUAUUCAUCCUGUCCGAUAAUGCGCUUUGUAGGCAAUCCAAAGAUUGUCCGUCAGAUCCGUUGUUUAUUGACAGCGAUGUCCUCCAAGGUCCAUGCGAAACGGCAAAAUAGCUUCUGUGACACCCCCCGGAUAUCAUUCAUUCAUUCGCCUGCACUUGAUCUUCCGUAUCUACCAACGGAAAUAUGGCUCAUGAUUUUGCGGGAAGCCACAACUAUGAACUCAGACCCCCUCGACAUUUCCCUUGGUCUGUCAUUUCUGGAAACCCCAUGCGAAGUCGCAGAAUACCACGCCGCCAUGGAGAUCAAACGGGACCUGUCGCUUGUAAGCAAAGCGUGGAAUAGAUACAUGCAGGAGUACAUGUAUGAGUUUGUUUGGAUCAGUCGAGCUAGCCAAGCAAAAGCGCUCGCGCUCACCUUGCUCACACAAUUUAUAGAGGGCAAGCCUUCAAGCGGCCACUACAUCCGCCGAUUACACAUGGAAACACCCGUCCUUAUGCGGUGCGCCACGGAUGACAUCCGUACCAUUCUCGAUUACUCCCCACAUCUCGUCAUCUAUUCCGAUCAUCACUCAGUAAGAUGCACGCGGUAUUCAGAAUUCAUCGAUGUACGCUGUUCCCCGGAACAGAUGGUUUCUGUUCUCGCGAGUUCGAAUAGCAAACUCCGGAGACUUUCUCUCACCAACUACAGCGAUGACCCCUUCCCAAAACAUGUGUCGCCACUCCUCCGGCGCACUGCAGCUAACCUCGAAUACCUAGAACUUUCGUCGUCCAGCAUACCCCUCGUUUCUGGCCACCUCUUCGCGUCGAAAUCUCCCAUUGUUUCCCUUCCUGUACUUCAGUCCCUUAAGCUAACCCUCGAUAACACAACAUUCGCGGUACUUGCGGCAUGGGACAUGCCAAAUCUGCGAAAUGUGUCCGUAGUCUCUUCAGAUUUUGGUUACGCGGGCCCCGGAUUCGCUUAUUUCUUUGCCGCGCAUGGCAAAAAGCUACACCAGCUGGAGCUGGGACACUCUUCUUCGCUCGUCGUCGAGCACUACCUCUCGCUUCGUCCUCGCCCUGUGCAACAGAUUCCACUAGCAGACUGGUGCCCCAACCUCAAAGAGUUCAUCUGUUCUGCGGAUGCAGAGUGGAACUGGCAGAACCCAGAUUGGAUAGCGCCACACGUCCUCCUUCCUGGGCAUAAAAGCCUCGAAUUCAUUGGCAUCCGAGAUAUUGAUAAGCGCCUCAUGGAUGAUGCAUCUGCUUUCCCUGCAGACGUGGAAGAUGAAGCGCCAUUUUUCCCAUUGGUGGAGCAAAUCUCGUCGCUACUCUUCAACAAUGCCUUCCCGUCUUUACGCUACAUCCGUGACCUGAGCCGCGCAUCCCAUUCAAUGCGGGGCGGACAACGUCCGGAGACGCGAAUCUUGAAGUUUUGGGCCAAGAUUCUUGCCCGUUGCGGUGAGCGGCAGGUCUGGCUGGAGGAUUUCCGAGGCGUCAAUAUUACGUUGCGGGAUCUGAAACGGGUAGGGCUUGACCGUGUGGGAGGUGCUGGCAGCCUCGUCUAGUCCUUUAUUUCAUCUGUUUCUGCAUGCAUACCUUCAACUUCCGCUGUGUCACUGUAUACCUGCGUCACCGUCCGUCUAUCACUGUAUCAAACACUCGUACAUGCAUUCUUCAUUCACCUCAUAACCCACAUACUACAAAAUACCAUAGCACUCGUUUCUUGGUUCUCUCCUUCAAUUUUUCUAUUCACUCUACAUCCCUCUUGUCUCCGCGCUCCCAGCAUCCACGCGCGUAUACCUCGCUAUCUUUGCUUUCCAAUUCUUGGAGUUGGACACCUUUCCGUUGGACGAUUUCUCAUUUCCAUUUUCUUGGUCGAGGGUCUUUGUUGACUGUAGCAUAUCAUCGCAUCACAUCACAUUAUCAUACGCUUAUUUCCUCGUCGUUCGUUCUCUCUCGACUCAUUUUACUCAUUGGUUUUUGGAGGCAUCUUUGUGGCAUACGAUACCAUAGUAGGGUGGAAAUGACAACUUUUUUUGGAGA
This is a messenger RNA of Suillus subaureus, 2105 nucleotides long. RefSeq lists its product as uncharacterized. The coding region runs from base 104 to 1627 and encodes 507 amino acids. Lineage: Eukaryota; Fungi; Basidiomycota; Agaricomycetes; Boletales; Suillaceae. The transcript has 2 exons. The record is from RefSeq and is a predicted model, not a curated record.